Molecule: messenger RNA, 2811 nt
Organism: Plasmodium knowlesi strain H
Lineage: Eukaryota; Apicomplexa; Aconoidasida; Haemosporida; Plasmodiidae
Product: SICAvar, type II
Exons: 3
Coding region: 1-2811 (936 amino acids)
Source: RefSeq, a predicted model, not a curated record
AUGGAUGAAUUUGAGUACUUUGCAGAAUUCAUACAAAAAUGGUUAGCCCAGAGAGGAGCAAAUAAUAUGAAAGCGGAGGUUUUAUUACAAAGAGUAAAAGAAAAGGUGAAAGAUAUGCUCGACGAUAUGGUGGAAAGAGCAGACCACGAGGAGAAACUCUGUAACCAGCAGGGCCAGGACGGACAACCAAUAUUGAAGGAUCCGAAGGAGAAAAAUUUGUGUAAAAUUCUAAUCAGAUUAUUCUACUGCAUAGCUCGAUUAAGACAAAGGGGGGAGGGAGGUGGAGCGAAGAAAACGUGGAUAUGGGAAAAAAUAGUGAUGAAGGAUCCAACGGAGGAACAUGUACAAGAUUAUUUAAGAUGUAUAAUAGGAAAAAUACUUAUCGUAAAAAUUUUAGCAGCACAAUGUGAUCCAAGUAGAGUGGUUCAAAUUGUGAAGGGGGCAAUAGGCGAGAACAUAGAGAAGAAUAAUGCACAGGAGGAACAUAAUAAAUGUAAAGGAAUGGAUUUUAAAAGUUUAAGCAUUGGGCAGAAAUUUUUUUGGGCAGAAAUAAGGGGGUCCAUAGAGGAGGAUACGAAGGAGGAAGGGGAAACUAUUAAGGAAUUAAUAAAGCAAGAAGGAUGUAAAAAUGGCGAAGAGGAAAAAUUGAAGAAUAUUGCAGAUCUACUCGGCUUAAGUGAUGGGAGCCAGCUGCAGCACUUGAGCACUGAUAGUAAUACGUGGUCAAGUGGAGCAUUGGCCAAAGCGCUAUGUUAUAUACAGAAGGGUAAGCAAGGAAUUCAUGACAUAGAGGGAAUAUUUAAGGGAAUGCAUGAUCAGAAAGACAGAAAAGAUCAGGGACUAGUAACAAGGUCUGGGGGAAGUCCAGGGGGCAUCAGUGCAAGUAUUCAUGACGAGUGCGAACAAUUUGAGGACACUUUAUCAUCAAGACCCUCCAGUUCCGUCUCCUCUGUGGACGCAUCACCAGUCUCGUCAGGGGCUGUAGGUCCUAAUGGUGGAGCCGGAGGAGCACAAACAACAGCUCCCGCAGCAACUGAAGCCCAGGCGCAACUCUCACCAGCACCCUCCACUCCGACGUCAGAUUCGAGUUCCUCUUCCUCCAGUAGUUCAAGUUCCAGUUCCAGUUACUCUGGAGCCGAACCCACAGCUCCUGGUGGUGGCGGGGGAGGUGGAUCCUCUGGAGGUGGUAGUGGUGGCAGUUUACCUGCUGGUAAUGCUGGUCAAGGACCAGGUCAAGGUCCUGGUCCCCCACAACAACCACCCCCCCCACCUCCGCCACAACAACAGCAACCUCCUCUUGUCGUUCCACCAGCCCCUGUUCCCGCUCCUUUUAAUGGUGGAGGUACUGGUUCUGGUACACCCCCAACCGCAGCAGGGGCUGCUGCUCCAGGAUCUCCUGCUAGGGCUGGUGGUGCUGAAGGGGCCGGGGUACUGGGUGGUUUAGUACCAGGUGCUGGUGGGGUUGUACCUGGUGUUCCAAAGGUAGGUGGUGUCCCGGGGAUUGGUACUCCAGCAGCUGCACCUGCGACUGGUACUCCUCCUGGUCUAGGUGGUGCUGCUGGUGCUGGUGAUCCAGGUGGUGUUGCUGGUGUUGGUACUCCGGCGGCGGAAGAACCGAGUGGUGCUGUGACUACAACAAGUAAUGGACCUUCUGCUGGUCAAAUAUUUCGCGCUGUAGGAAGAGGAAUUUCUAACAUAUUGGGCUCAAUAUUUUCAAAUGCACUGUCCCCCCUUGUAAAUAUCACCACAGUUCCCUCCGGCCUUCUCGAUUCAGUUUCCCGUUCAGCUGGUCCCGUUAUAAAGCAAGCUGCAGAAGCUCAAGAAGCUGCAAAAGCUGAAGCAGCUGCAAAAGCUGAAGCAGCUGCAAAAGCUCAAGAAGCUGCAAAAGCUGAAGCAGCUGCAAAAGCUGAAGCAGCUGCAAAAGCUCAAGAAGCUGCAAAAGCUGAAGCAGCUGCAGAAGCUGCUCCUGCUCCCGUUAAUGGUGGAAGCGCCGAUUCUGGUACUUCACCAACUUCUCAUAGUGGUACUGCUGCUGCUCCGGGACCUGCUGCUGGGGGCGAUGGUACCGGUGGUGGAGGAGGUGGAUCUUCUGGAAGUGGUAGUGGUGGUAGCACUAGUACUGGUGCUGGUCAGGGACCAGGUCAAAGUCCUGAUUCACUAGCUCCACUACCACCCCCACCCCCACCUCCGCAACCACAACCACAACCUCCUCCUGUCGCUCCGGCAGCAGCUGCUGCGGCAGCUCCAGCAAAGGUUCCAGAUGGUGGUGGCGUUAGUAGUUUGGGUGGUGUGUCAGGAGCUGGUGCAAUAGGACGCCCGCACAGGACACCCAAAGCAGUUGGAACUCCACCUCGACCGAAAGUUGUAGAAUGGGAUAUAAGGAAUGUGAAGGAUGUUAUCAUCCCCUAUAUUCCAAUAAUUCCUGUUGUAUUAGGUGUUUCUGUAUUUGGUUUCCUUUUUUUUAAGUAUUUUGGAUUUUCUGGUCGGCAAAAACGACGUUCCCGACGUGCGCCACAAAUCCCGAGGAGUCCUCCCCCUUUGGAAGAACAUAUGGAAAAAGGCGCUCUAACCAUAUCAUAUGCACCUUCUCAGUAUUAUAUGGUUAGAAGACGCCAUCCUCUAUUUAGUGCGGAAAGGGAGCGAGCAAAAAAACAUAUCUUAAAAGGAAUAAGCGAAAAAACUGUUAUUCAUGUUCACUUGGAGGCACUAAAUGAAUACAAGAACCAAGAACCAAACUAUGGGUCGCCGCCAUUAAUGGAUAAAGUCGAUUUUCUUCAAAUCAUCGUGGAGGAAUUUAUGGGAUCCGCAUAA